AGUUUUCUGGAAUCUAUAAUGAACGGGUGCGGGAAUCUGUUAAGGCAAUCUAAUCAGAAGAGUCCUAUACCCUACGGGUCAGGGAGCAUCCAGAGAUGGGGCCCUACGUGCAAGGUCUGUCUCAACAUGUAGUUACCAACUAUAAGCAAGUAAUUCAACUCUUGGAGGAGGGAAUAGCAAACAGAAUCACAGCAGCCACCCAUGUUCACGAGGCCAGCAGCAGAUCCCAUGCCAUCUUCACCAUCCACUACACUCAGGCAAUCCUGGAAGACAACCUCCCUUCUGAGAUUGCUAGCAAGAUCAACCUUGUGGACCUAGCAGGCAGUGAAAGAGCAGAUCCCAGUUACUGUAAAGACCGGAUUACUGAAGGAGCCAAUAUCAACAAGUCUCUUGUGACUCUGGGAAUCGUCAUUUCCACCUUAGCCCAGAACUCCCAAGUGUUCAACAGCUGCCAAAGUCUCAAGAGCACAGCAAGCACUGGUGGUGACAGUGGAAUUCCUGUCUCUUCCGGAACGGACAAUAGAAGGGUACCCUCCCAGAGGCAGUCUUACAUCCCUUACCGGGACUCUGUGUUGACCUGGCUGCUGAAGGACAGUCUUGGCGGCAACUCCAAAACUAUCAUGGUUGCCACUGUGUCUCCUGCACAUACUAGCUACAGUGAGACCAUGAGCACACUGAGGUAUGCAUCAAAUGCCAAAAACAUCAUCAAUAAGCCACGGGUAAAUGAGGAUGCAAAUGUGAAGCUCAUCAGAGAACUCAGGGAAGAGAUUGAGAGACUGAAAGCCUUGCUGCUGAGCUUUGAAUUGAGGAACUUCCGUUCAUUAAAUGAUGGAAAGGACGAAAAUCUGAAGGAGCUAGUUCUCAAAAAUGAAGUAAAGAUAGACAAGCUGACUAAAGAAUGGACCCAGAAGUGGAAAGACUGGCAGGCCCUCCUGGAACAUUACAGUGUGGACAUCAACAAGAGGAGGUCUGGGGUGGUCAUUGACUCCAGUCUACCACACCUGAUGGCCUUGGAGGAUGACGUGCUUAGCACAGGUGUUGUGCUGUACUACCUCAAGGAGGGGAUAACAAAAAUUGGAAGAAGCGACUCAGACCAAGAACAGGACAUUGUUCUUCAGGGUCAGUGGAUUGAAAGAGAUCACUGUACAAUCACCAGCACCUGUGGAGUAGUCAUUCUUUGGCCUGCACAGGGGGCACGCUGCACAGUCAAUGGCCGUGAGGUCACUGCCUCCUGUCGUCUGACUCAAGGAGCUCUCCUAACACUGGGGAAAGCACAAAAGUUCCGAUUCUACCACCCAGCAGAGGCUGCUAUCCUGCGACAACAAAGGCAGGUUGGAGAGAUUUAUGGUAGUAGUGGCUCUUUGGAAUGGCUGGACUUGGAUGGAGAUGUCACUGCCUCCCGGCUGAGUCUCUGCCCUUCACUUUGGAAGGACAGGAGAAUACUGGAAGAGCAGUGUGCUGAGGACCACCAGCCACUGAGGGAUGGAGAGACAUCCCACAGAGCCCAGAUUCAGCAACAGCAGUGCUAUGUGGAGGCCUUGAGGCAACAAAUCUUAGCAGGACAGAUUAGAGCUGAGAAGGAACUGAAAUUCAGCCAGACUUACAUCAGCCAACAGAUUAAAGACAACCAGCGGUGGCUGCUCAGAGAAGAGACCUUGCUGGCCAGCUUACAGGAACAGCAACAAGAAGACUGUGGAGCAGGGAACGAACUUGAGGCCUCUGUGGCACCUGAUGCUUGGCUUCAGACAGAUCCUGAUGCUCCAUCAUCCCCACUGGUCCAAAAACAGAAGAGACUGGUGCAACUGCAGCUCCUGCGGAGACACGCUGUUCGGGCAGCAGAAGGAAACAUCUGGCGUAAAAAGGUCUUAUUCCAGCUAGACAGAAUCAUCAGGAAGCAGAGGCUUCUGGAGGCCCAGAAGAGACUGGAGCAGCUCAGGGCAUUGUGCUGGUUCCAGAAUGACAGCAGACACAAGUCCUCAUGCUUGGUCCCCAACUCUAAUGCCACAGUCCCAGGGCCUCGAUGUAGAAGCAAAUGGACAAGUUGCAGUGCUUUGAACCUCCAAAGGCUCUACAGCCAGCAUUCACCCCACCUACACAGGGUUUUUCUAAAUUGGGAUCUCUCUACUAUGUUACCACCUAUGCCUGACCCUACUCAUCACAUAUCAGAGAAAACACCAUCAGAAUAUAAUUUUCCCCAGCCUGCUGCUUACCCUCCAAGUACAAGGUGUCUCUGCAAGAAUGGCCUCCGUUCCUCAGGCCUGGAGCAGCUCUACACAGCCAGAGGAGCCUUCACCAGGAAGGGAGCCUCAACUUCACCCACCUGCUUCACUGUGAGCAGUGAGUCUGUUGACAUUCAGGAAACAGAGAGAAUGGGUAAAUGGCCCUGUCGGAUGGUAUCCCAGGGCUUAACAACUCUGUGCCAGUCAGCUAACAUGCUAAAGCCAAGGAAUGAACCAAAGACUCUAACCCCUACCUCCCAGACCAGAAAGGCUAAGGGACUAGUGGACUCCGGCAACAUACAAGCUGGGUGGCAAAAAGAAGAGAACCGUGGGAUCCAUGAGGCUGCUAAGGGAACCAGUUGCGGUUUCUCCUAUCCCCAUAGACCCAAGCAGGCAGCUGAGCAUGGAAAAAUACCCAAGGCCUUUCAGGCAGAAUCCAAACCACCUUCUCCAAACAGGACAUCGAAAAGACAUCAGAGGGUGCGGGCAGCUAGGGUCAGAGACAUUGCCAAAAAUUCUUCUCAUUUGUCUAAUAGCAGUCCUUUGAAGAGACAAUGCAGUGUAGAGGAUCUAGACACUAUGACUUCACUUACAGAUUCCAGCCCCGUAGUGGAUUGUGCCGAAGAAAAAGAAAAUGAUUUAUCUGACACAGAUAGCAAUUAUUCAGUGGAUUCUCUCUCCUUUGUCUAUGCUAAAUCCUCAUUGUUGGAGCUACUGAAGCCAGAGGACCCUCAAGGAAAGUGGGAUCACCCAGAGCCAGAGAACUCUGAAAGUGACAACAGCCAAAUAUCCGAGGACUCAUUGGCUGAGAAGGGGUACCAAAGCCCACAAGAAAGUCCUCGGGUCAGUCUUCCCAUCAAAGACCAUGUUCACCCAAGGACCCGAGCUGGAACCUCUGCGCAGGACUUUACCACAUCCUCAGACUGUGGUCUCCUUGCUCACAGGAGCUUUUCCUUGGAUAGUCUAAUCGAGGUUGAGAAAGAACUGGGGGAAUAUCAGCAGGGGGUGACUUUUCUUGAUUCAUCUGAUGAGAUGCCCACAGAGACUUUCUGGCACCUGCAGAACUCCAUUCUGCCUAUAGUAGACCAGAAGGCAACAUGCAGACCUGGGUCCAUCUAUCACAGAACAGGAGCUAUGCUGAAUGCCAUCCUGCCAACGAGCAGUUCAUUUUACCUCAAUCCUGAGUUCCAGCCCCAUUGCAAGCAAUCUGAGUCACAGGUGGGGGCAAGCUACUCUGAACCAACCGACUCUCUCCAAGGCAUACAGGUUUCAAGAGAGAGCCCGCUGGUGUCCAUGGAUUCCUGGUUUUCCUGUGACUCUAAGAUCAAUCCCAGUUCUUUAUGUUCAAGUCCUAAUGUCCAGGAAGUUCAACCCUGUGGUGAGGAGAAGCCUGGAUACUGGCUAAAUAUUGGAAAACUAAAGCCCUCGGGUACAGAAACAGUCCUCCAACGUAGCUCAAAAUUUCCCCAAGGCAAUACUGAACUGCCCUGCAAUGCAAGAGUUGUGUACCCAACCUCUACUUCUGAUACAUCCAAGCUGUCACUUUGGGAAACUCAAAACUUUCUUCAGCCAGGAACUGAUGGCAGCUUUCAGGGCAUAAGUAUCACUGAUACAACCCAACAGGACAGCUCCGAAGUUUCCCAUGAUUCUAGUGUGCCAAGUGUGCUAGCUCCCUCUGCCACCUCAUUCAUUUAUGUAGACGGUACCCAUGAAAGGGACUGGCCUGCUCUUCAGCAGAAGUACCUUCUUGAACUCUCUCAUCCUGUUUUGGAGGCCAUAGGAAAGCCCAGACUAGCUUUCCCCUGCCCUGAGGAAGACUCUAGUUCUUUAGGAGAAGCUUCUGGAAAAGGAGGAGAUACUCAAUUGUCAGUUGGUUCUGGGCUAUCCAGCAAUUCAAAUUCCAACAACCUUCCCAUUCAUCUAUCCAGAAUCAAGCAUUUGAGAGCAGAGAAAGAACAGAACAGUUCGAGUGCCAAAUUAGAAAUGACUUCAGAUUUCCCUAGCACUAGUGAGAAAGAGGUGAGUUGUAAUGGAGCUUAUUCAGCAGACUUAGAAUCAUUAGCUUCUGGAUCAGAGAACAAGAUACCAAAUUCCAUGAAAAAAGCAUGUGAAAUCAAACAGAAUAAUCUGAAAGAGUAUUUUCAGGGUAUCAGGAAACCUGGACUGAUAACUUCCUCUGAAGAGCAUUUCUUCCAGAAUAAUGCUUGUCGCAAUAACAUCAGUGUAGCCACCAAAACAGACCGUUGGCCCCAAGGCCAGGCUCCUCUCAGAAAAAAUAAUGCAGUUUAUCCAGGGCAAUUAAGUCAAAACAGCCACCACCACCUGCAGAAAGAAAAGGUAGACUGCCAAGAGAGCUCUAAGGAAGUAGUUGGAAGACACACAAAUGUUUCCUUUGCCUUUCCAUCAGGUCCAGAGCUGUACCUCCACUCUGCUCCCUGGAAUCCUUUCCCAUCUUCCCUGCAGCCACCUCCCUUGGAAACAUUCUACAUAACCAAAAGCAGGGAUGCCCUGACAGAAACUGCCUUAGAGAUUCCAGCUUACAGAGAAGUACAUGUCCCUUCACCACCCCCCAGAGAAGCCUGGGGCUUUGGUUACAACCACCAAGACCUCCAGGAAAAUUGUUUGAGGAAUAAUUUGCCAGUAAUGUUUCAAAAUCAAAAUUCCAAGAUUGCCUCAUCUCAGCAGGUCACAGCAGAGGGGCCAGUUGAUCUGAAUACCAGGGAAGUUUUUGGAGAGUUAGGGAAAUGUGCUGGAAAUAUUAAAGAAGAAAGUCAUAAUUCAGUUUAUGUGUUUGUUACUCAGAACAGACACUUUCUCCCUUCUACCAGCACAGAACUAUGUGAAUCUGAAAAUCAAAUUGGAAUUUUAAAUAAAAAGCACAAUCUUCUAGCACUGAAAGAGGGAGAAAAGGCCACUAAGCAGUCUCAUUGCAGUGUUUCUUUAGAUAGAUCUGUGUCUGGAAAGCCUUUCUUUUUUGUUGAUGGGUCUGGAGCAAGUGGGGAAGAAGAGCAGAAUCAGAAUGCAGUCCUGCAGCAGAUUCAGGCCUGUGAUACAAACAGACAGAUUCCUUCUGGAGCCAGGUCUGAUUUUAUCUGUAAAACAACCAGUGUAAGCCUUGAAAAGGAUGUGCCAGGGGAAACUGCUGUUUCUUCCAAGUUCAGAUCAAUGCAUCGUAGAGUAAGCAGCCACAUCCUCAUGGCCCAGGAUGAGAGUCUAACCCAAACGUGGGAAGGGAGGAAUGAAAUUGGGCUUCUUAGAAAAACUUUUCAUCCCAAAGACAUCUCAGAAGAGUUUAGGCAUCCAGGGAUAGAGUCUACCUAUGAAAGUUUUCAAUCAGUUACAUAUGCUCAGGAAAGAAACCCAAGUGAAUGCAAGGGCCCUGGAGGGUCACAAGAAAUAUCAAACUACAAAGAAGAACCUUUAGGAAAGAAACAAAAUGAAAGAAUUAAUAACACUGAUGAAAUGGCUAGGUUAAUUAGAAGUGUAACGCAGCUGGAAAAUGACAUCUUAGAAAUUGAAUCCAAGCAGAAUAAGCAGCUUCAUGCUUCCCCCAUACCAGGAAUCAGUAAGGAGUUUGUGAUCCAGGACCAAAGAGACCAGGAAAAGGAUGACCAUGUUCUGAGGCCAAACAGCUCUGGAAACCAUUUGUCCUUCAAGAAUCAGCCAUCUUCUCCAAGACAGGCAGAUGGUAUUAUUUUUAAUGAGAGUGGAACUAGGGAAAUGGAGGUUAUCAGUACUACUAUGGAUGAUCCUCAGGUACAGAGAAUCACUCUGAGCACCUUCAUGUCAAGGGAAUGUGUAAUAGAGAGUCAGUCUAUAGGAGAGCACACCCACCCAGCUAGAUUAGACAGACCUGCCAGGGACACAUGUGAUUCUUUAGAGAAAGACUCAGCUCACAGAGAGUCCACCAAUACUUCUCUUCACCCAGGGAGAAUGAAAACCUCAACUAGAACUCUGUCCUUGCAGCCCAGGCCAGAAAGGUCUGAGAAGGAUGGUGAGCUGGCAGAUGCAUCAGCAAACUCCAAAGAGCAAUCUUGGAACUUAGGAAGUCUUAAAGAACUGGAGACUAUGAAAGGUAUUUUGGAAAGCCAAAUUGUCAGACAUCUAAGUAGUUCCAAGCCAGAGGGACCAAAAGCUCAAGGUAAAGUUGAAGAAAUGGUCAUGCAAAAGGAAGGAAGCCCACAGAAUGAAAACAAUAUGGUCUUAUCAACUCAGAAACUUCCUAGUGCAAGUCAGCACCAUAUGGGCCCAUUUUUCAGCCAGGAGACCGUCUUCCCAUUACUGAGCCAGACAGAUUUCUCUACAGCUUCUCACCAAGAGCUGAGCAAUACCUUGCCCUUGCAUUCUCCAAGUCUGCCAAGAAGUUGUCUUCAUUCCCUUGAUACUGAAGAAGGCAUUUCUUCAUUUGAGUAUGUGCUGGAUUCCACAAUACUGAAAAUUCAUAACAAUCCCUUGGUAACUGAAAUAGAUUAUCAGAACCAGAGUGGAGAGUCCAGAAGCCACAGCCCUCAGGGAAAUGAUAGAGGGGGCUCCACCAUGGAACACUCUGCUUGGUGUGGAUCUGUGAUACGUCGAGCCAUGGGAUCUCAUGGUCAGUCUAGUGCUCCAGAGAACAUUCCCCUAGGGACAGAGGACAGGAUAACAGCAAGCACCAGCCCUCAACACCGACAAGAGGAACUCAGAAUCACUUUGAUGGAAUUGAGUACCCAGGAAGGUUUUGGUUCUGAAACUGAGACACCUGUACCAAAAGAAAUACAAGCCCAUUCCUUGAACAGCAUCUCUAGACAGCUUGAAAAGAGGGUCAGCUUCCCCUUAGAAGAGGACAGUGACCGAGACCAAGAGGCCAGGCAAAAGGCAGAGAAGGAAUCUGAGAACCCAGGCUCCCCUACCAGCAGGGCUUAUUUAGCACCUGUUUCCCUGCCUAGGGUGCCUGAUCCACAGCCCAGGCAGUCGGAGCAUUCUGUAUCUGUAUCCAUGUGCCUGGCUAUCUUGGAGGAGGUCAGACAGGCAAAGGCCCAGAGAAAGCCUAAUGACUUUGUGACUUGGGGAACAGUCCUUCCUUACUAUGAAACUUCACUAGAACCUGAGUGUUCUUCAGGGGCCACUGGCAGGCCUCAGGGUAAGCAAAUGGAUCAGUUAGUGUCAGAUGAGACCAGGAAGGAGGGUGAAGCAGAGGGAUUGCAUGUGGCAUUUCUGUCUACUGCACCAGGACAUCUGCUGACUGAUGAUGGGAAAUCGCAAACCACACCGCUCUGUGAAAACAGCUUUCCAUCUCUGCCUAACCCUGAGACUAACAGAGGACCAUGGCCUCCUUCACAGGCUUCCUCUCAUGUUGCCCCUGCGCUAGGCAAAGGGCAUUGUACUGGAGAACUGAGAUAUGUCCUUGGAGCAAGUGAACAGUUUACAUAUCACCCUGGUUCUUCUGAAAUCAUAGAGAAAAAGAAAGAAGUACCCAGAACACCUUCCUAUGCUGAUCCUUUGGCCUUCAAUGGACUUUUUUCACCAUCUGUGGAGGGAGACAGGAGAGUGGAAUUAGAAAGAGUGGUGUCUGCCUUUUCUUCUCAGGCCCCUUGUGAUGAUUUCGGGUUGAUUCUGCAUGAACAGACCCAGUCAGCUACAGGGGAUAGUACAGAGGACAUGUCUCGUGAAAGUUGGGACAGCAGCCCAGAGCACCAGGAACUUAAAACUCGAGGCACCACAUAUGAAGGAGGCUUGGGUAACGUCUCUGUGAGUGCACAGGAAAAAAAAACAACCCAUUUUGAAAGUCAGCCUGUGAUCUAUAAUAUUCAGAAUACUUCAAGCUGCUUAGGGCCUAAGCAAGAUCAUGUCCAAUGCCGUGAGGUUUCUAGUGACUCAGAAGAAGGGAGAAAAAGUCCAAAACAACAUGCUGUUCUGCCUGGAGGCCUGGGAAGGGAUGAAUUGGAAGCUCCCACACAGCAGCCUGGGACGUGGAAGGGGAGUGUUGGGUCUGGGCUGGCAGAAACCUGUAUGUUUGGCAGCACAAAUCCCAGGCCAAUUCCAUUGCAAGAUCAAAGACCUAACCCAGAUCCCAGGGGACUUGAGGACAAGACCCCAUGCAGAUGCCCAGAGGAAACCAGAGAUCCCCUUGUCUUCUCAGGGAAUACUGAAGGCAGCAGGACUCUCAGUCCAUCUAGUGGGGAGGAAGAGAGCAGAACUGUUCCUUUUCAACAACCCUGCAAUUCUGAACUCAUUGCUACUCAUACCUGUUCUUCCCAUUGUUCCACAUUACUGUUUUAUAGAGAUGGUGACAUGGGGAAGGGAAUUUCUAAGGCUGCCCUACAUCCUAUCCACCUACCCUUCAUAGUAGCUUCCAGGGCCUGUGAAAUGGGUCAGAUAGGAGAGAGCUCUUCCAAGGAACCCUAUGUACUCUUGGCACAUGGCCUUGAGCCCAAAGGCUUUAAUAUGGAACUUGGACCAAUAGACAGUCCCACUUUUGAACCCUGUACUACAGAAUCUGUCCUAUCUUCAGCUCAAGGUCGUAGCUCCCUUUCUACCCCUGAUGUAAGGACAAGUUCCCUCAACCACUCAGCUGCUGAAAGAAGUUCAAGGCCCAUAGGGAAUCCCGAGAAAAAGGUUGCUGAGAAAACUAGCCCAGAACUUGAGGUUGCCCCUUUCCCAGCAGGCAUGUACUCUGAGCCACUGAGGAAUCUGAAAGAGAGCUCUGUAGGUGGCCAGAAUGAGCAAGUGUCUCAAACUAAGCCAGAACCACUUGGAACAACUCACACACCACACACCCUGAAUUUAAGUGAAGGGUCAGUUGAAAGUGAGCUCACGGUGGAGCCACAACUCAAAGAGUUAAGAAAAACCAUCAGAUGCCUUUCAGAAAAGCUACAAUCUUCCAACGAGUCCAGGGAUCAGAAUUGCUUGAACCCCGCUGCCAAAUUUGUAACAAGGUUAAAACGUAUCUGCUAUCCUCAGGUUGACAGUCUUUGGGAGGAGGAAGAGCAGCAGAGAGACCAGGCUUUAGGAGGUGGUGAGGACCCUGUCCAGGACAGGAAUUCCUUACCCUCUAAGGAAGGUGAUUUGGACAGCUGUUACAUUAGUAGUGCUAGGACAGAGGAGGUGGCUGUAACCAAGACUUCCAUGUCCCAGACUUCCUUAUCAACCUUUGAAGACCUAGCUUUUGUGCCUUUGGAGCAAAGUAAAGUUCCACAGCCUGCUACCCAGAGGCCUAGCCAGCCCUACUCUGGUAAGGAGCAGCUAUCUCCCCACCAUAAGUGCUCACUUCCUGUGAUUGCAGUCUUCUCUGGCCCCAAACACUCCAAGUCUUAUCUCAGAUCUCAGUUCUCUGUGGUCAGCUCAUCUCGAUCUCUUCAGGAGCUGAGCAUGAGUGUGGAGCCUGGUUCUCCUACAGAUGAAGAUGCAUUGGAGCCUAACAGAUUGUGGAACCCACAUCUUGAGAGCUAUUCCUUAGAAAAGCAGGUGUCAAGAACAUCUACAAAGGCUGAGGAUUGUAGUCAGAAAGUUUCAUCUAACUUGAACAAUGACCCUGCUGAUCACAAGCCCCUGAAACCUAUCACCCCUCCAUACCCAACGUCUUCCACACGCUCAUGCAUGCCAACCCCUAAUUUAAUGGCCAACUGGAUGUCUAGUUCUUUGGAACAGGCCCAACAAGCAAAGCCAGAGAAACUGAGUGUCCAGAGUAGGCCAGAGAAUUGGUGCUCUCAGAUGGACAAAGAAAUGCUGCACUUUGACUCCAGUGACAUCAAUCCUUACAUUCUGCCCUGGUGUCCAGAGGAACCUAUACACAUUGGUUGGAAACAAUAUGUGUUUGGUAGUACAGUUGAUGUCUCCUGUACCCAGAAACCCCAUGGCCUGAUAUCAUCAAAUGUGGCCAGGAGUUCCAGCAUGGACAGUGGCCUAGAAGAACAGAGCUCCCCUUUCCACUCUCACCUCAGCACUUUUGCCAAAACUCAGGACCUAUCAAGCACACAUGGCAGCAUUGAUAAUGUCCAAGGUUCAAAUGAGGCCUGGGAAGUAUGCAGUUCCUUGUUUCCCUUCAAGGACUCCCACAUCCUUUCAGGUCGUGAAGGAGUAACCUCCACUUUGAGUCCUGACAAGACAACCCAGUUCAAGGGCCCCAUUGAUGAAGCAGGCUAUCUGAGGAGUGAGCUCCCGCUGGCUGAAGGAAGUUCUGCAGGUCUCCUUGAUGAGAUGGUGCUGCUGUAUCCAUCAGAGGCAGAAUGCCCUGUGGGACUGGCUGGAACAAAUACCUUUGAGCAAGGCACACAGACCCUGGGCUGUAGGCUCCACCAGAGCUGUGCCAGCAUCUCCUCUGCUCAGCUGGAAGCCAGUACAGGGUCAGCCUCUGACCUGGCCUCUUGGACCAGCAUGCAUAACUUGUCUCUCCACCUCUCACAACUCCUGCACAGUACCUCAGAGCUACUUGGGAGUCUUUCCCAGCCAAGUGUGGCCCAGAAAGAGCAGAGCACCAAAAGGAACACCCCAGUUGAGGCUCCACAGGCCCUUAUGACGGAUGGUACUACUCAGACCACUGUGGAUGAGGGAAGCCAGACUGAGCUGGUUUUACCCACUCUGUGCCUCAAGACCUCAGAGACCAAAUCUCAGGAAGUCAGUGUGAUCCUUGAAGAGCUGGGCUCAGAUAUCUCAGCCAAGUCUCAACAAAAGGGAGAUGUCCCAGGGGCACUUCAGAGGACUGAGGCCGAGGAAACAGCAUGGAAAAUGGCAACACCCCCAGAUCUUCAUGAAGAAAGCACCUACCACACGCUGCAGAGCCCUCUAAUAUCCUCAUCCCACAAAAGGGAAGUUCUGCCCAACCUCCUUCCUAUAAGCCCACCAGCAUCUCCCAAUGCUUCCCUGCCUCCCAGUUCCCAACCAGAGGAAUCUUCUUGCAUGAUUGUCAACAGCCCCAACUGCAGCCUCUGUCUUACCCCCAGCCUCUUCCCCAGUACUUCAGGGGGGUCCACUCAGGAACCUGAGGUCCAGGAGAAGUUGAGUCCAGGGAGUGCCUUGAUGGUAGACAGGGCCUCUUCCCCAAUCCUCACAUUUAGUGCCAGCACACAGGAGUCAGGUCUGCUCCCAGGUGCCCUGAGUCUCUCAGCUCCCUCUGAUUAUGCUCUUGAAGGCCACCAGAAGCUUGAUUCCAGCCCAGACCUUGUUUGUGGUGCUUCAAGACCUCCAAAGGGUAAUUAUUCUCAAAGCGCUGAUGAGUCAGGUGGUUCCCAGAGAGUUGAGAGUCUGGGUAGAGAAGGCUCAAGUCACUUAGGAAGGAGUAAUGGGAAGUCAUUCCUUGAGUCAAGCUCCCCUUCCACCUCACAGCAAAGCUCCAGAAUCCAAGUUAGCUUUUUAGGGCAACCUUCUCAGCAGCUUCAGCCCAGAGCCACCACUGAGGUCCAAAAUAGACUGCCACCUCUACCACCAUGGGACAAGAGCCAGAGGCUGGCCAAUAGCUUUGUGCCUGAAGAGGUGGCUUCCCAGGGCACAGCCUGCUGAGCCCUAGGGGGCCAAGUCAGUGGCAGAGCAAGCCAGAAAGUGGAGGCGAGAGUUCAGCACUUCUGGUGGAGCCACAGCUCCCUCUGAACCUCACCUCUUCGUGGAGAAGCCUCCAGCACCUCAGCCCCCACCCUGUCUCUGAG
This is a messenger RNA of Sciurus carolinensis (gray squirrel), 11836 nucleotides long. RefSeq names its product StAR related lipid transfer domain containing 9 (gene Stard9). Gene Ontology annotation, molecular function: ATP binding; microtubule motor activity; microtubule binding. The transcript is spliced from 17 exons. Bases 96 to 11693 code for a protein of 3865 amino acids. Lineage: Eukaryota; Metazoa; Chordata; Mammalia; Rodentia; Sciuridae. Gene Ontology annotation, biological process: microtubule-based movement; spindle assembly. The record is from RefSeq and is a predicted model, not a curated record. Gene Ontology annotation, cellular component: nucleus; centriole; cytoplasm.